Drosophila yakuba is the source of this 1119-nucleotide messenger RNA. RefSeq lists its product as uncharacterized. Lineage: Eukaryota; Metazoa; Arthropoda; Insecta; Diptera; Drosophilidae. The transcript is spliced from 4 exons. The coding region runs from base 1 to 741 and encodes 246 amino acids. The record is from RefSeq and is a predicted model, not a curated record.
AUGGGUCUCGUCGCCAGCCGUCAAAUGGUCCAAAACGAAGUGGAUUCCCGCGCCGCCGUCUUAUUCCAAGGUCCAAGGAGUUGCUGCAUUUCAGCUGGAGUUCUUCAGUGCGUAGUGGAUUCCCGCGUCGCCGUCCCAUUCCAGGAUCCAGGGAGUUGCUGCACUUCAGUUGGGGUUCAUCAAUGUGUCGGCGAUAGCGUCGUCAUUGCUUUGGAGUCACCAGGGUCGUCGCUUCUGUGGGUCGUCUCGCCAGGGAAAGGAGGCAUCUUUUGGACGCCGGGCCAAGAUGCUUUGCUUUGGGCCGACGCUCGCAAAUGUCCAUGGAAUUGGAUGCAGAAAAUUGGAUUAGGUCCAAUUCGUCCAGGAUUUUUCAUUUUUGUCCGGUGGGAUUUGGGAAGGAAUGCAUUGCCUUGGAUUUAUAAAGAGCAUCGUCGGAGGUUCGUAUUUGUCAGUGAGUUUGUAAAUGCAUUUAGUUUUCUGUUGUUGUUAGUUUAUUUUGCUCUUUUUCAGGGAUAUUGUCAGUAUGUCGUUGCUACCAAGAAAAGGUGGAAUUUAAGGGUCAAGAUUUUGACCUUUUGUCGGGUCAACAGCGCCGCACUUGGAAUUCGUGCCGAAAUCGUCGUUUUUCAUUUCGCCGAGUCGGGAAAUGGGAUUUUGUUUGUAUGCCGUUGCUGCCAGAAAAAAGUCGAUUUCAAGGGUCGCGAAAUUGACCUUUUGCCGGGUCAGCAGCGGCGCACCUAGGGUUAAGAAGGACGAGGGUGCACCCCAACAUGGAGACGGCAUCCAAACAUUAUAGGAUUUUUAUGUUUUAGGUGACAAAAGCUUCGUUUUUCGUUGCGCCUAGCAGGGAAGUAGUAGGUUGCGUAGUUUUAUGCUUUUAUUAAUAUGUUUUUCUUUUUCAGGGAUAUUGUCAGUGUUAUCGUUGCUACCAGAAAAAGUCGAAAUUCAAGGGUCACGAUUUUGACCUUUUGCCGGGUCGGCAGCGCCGCACCAAGGGUCAAUAAAAUCGAGGGGGCUUCCUGGAAUAGGGACGGCAUCAAAACAUUGUGGAUUUUUAUAUAUAUUAUUAUAUAUUGCUCUGUUUUAUGUUUUGAUUAAAGUAUUUCAAUCUUUAACGGA